Guyanagaster necrorhizus is the source of this 2787-nucleotide messenger RNA. RefSeq lists its product as uncharacterized. The record is from RefSeq and is a predicted model, not a curated record. The transcript is spliced from 3 exons. Gene Ontology annotation, molecular function: glycosyltransferase activity. Bases 1 to 2787 code for a protein of 928 amino acids. NCBI's taxonomy places the organism in Eukaryota, Fungi, Basidiomycota, Agaricomycetes, Agaricales, Physalacriaceae.
AUGGCAGCUCCGUAUGCUUUCGUCACCCUCUUGACGUCCGAUUUUUACCUUCCUGGCGCCCUUGCCCUCGCCGCAGCACUCAAAGAUAUCCAUCCCUCCCCUGCCAUUCCGCCACAGGUGGAAUUUCAGACAGUCUGCCUAGUCACGCCAGAGACCGUUGAUGUCUCUACAAUCAAACUGCUGCGCAGGGCAUACAAUAUUGUAAUUGGUGUCGAGGUGAUCGCUCAAGAGGACGAUAAGGGCCUCAAAUUGCUGGGUCGGCCUGACUUGAACACGGUCCUCACAAAGCUUCACGUUUUCCGCCUUACGCAGUACUCGAAAAUUGUUUUCCUGGAUGCAGACGUCUUGCCCAUCCGGCCACUUUCGCAUUUAUUUUCGCUUCCAUAUGAGUUUUCUGCAGUACCCGAUGUCGGAUGGCCCGAUAUAUUCAAUUCCGGUGUCAUGGUGUUGUCUCCCGGAGAGGACAAAUUCAGUGAACUAAGCAGCCUGCUCAAAUCGAAGGGAUCGUGGGAUGGCGGAGAUCAAGGCCUGCUUAACGAAUGGAGAGGAGGAAACUGGAACCGACUCAGCUUCACAUACAAUACCACUCCAACGGCCGCAUAUACGUAUGCUCCAGCUUAUGAACGCUUUGGGUCCCAAAUCAAAGCCAUCCAUUUCAUCGGUCCAAAUAAACCUUGGAAUUCAAUUCCCCAUCGUCCACCAUUCUCAGGCCAAGAUUCAUUCACCGUUGCGGAAAUUUCCCGAGCUUACGACUAUACGUCUCUCCUGGAUCGCUGGUUCAAUGUUUAUGACACACAUUAUCGGUCACAGAGCAUUAUCCCGGAGGCAGAGUUCGAAGUCAAGCGAUAUACUUCUGCAUGGAACGAGCAAUCUGGUACGAAAAUCGAAGUGUCUGCUGUCAGCUCAAUAGGACCUGGUAGUCCAUUGGGGUUGGAGGAUUUGAGGCGACUUGCUCUGGAAGGUAUGAGUACAGUGUCGUCCGACAAUCAGACCGGAGAGGGCGAUUACGAAAGUAUGCCACUGGAGGGACGCGUUGACUUGAUGCGUCCUCAACCAGAACCUCAAGAUAAAGCGCAACUCGGCGCCAUCAACCUGACUCGGGAACCGCAAGCAGAAGCUGCACCUUCAACAUCUGUGCAGUCCAACGAUAUCCCGAUAUAUCAUACGCCUACGUCAACAGUGAGCGACAUUCCUCAGCCCAUACCAUUGCAACCAUUUUCGUCGUAUGCGCCUGUCCAACGGCAACCUGAUAAUGUACCCAACGAGACUCCUCGUCCACCAGAACACCAUGGACAACGAGAUGGUCAAGAGCUCCCUCGUCCCGAGGUGCCCCGUUAUCCCAGGGAAGCCCCGAAGCAGCAAACCCGACAGCUGGAACAACGUCCCCUCCAUAGGCCCGCCUCUCCGCCUAAACUUCCUUGGAAUCCUGCGAUCGAACCUCCUCCAACUAUAGCUCCUGCGUCCUCUAAUUUCCCAUCGGACACGUACUUCCCGAAUGUCUGGGAUCAGCAUCCCAGCAAGGUACACGAUCAGGCGCGUCAGUAUCACGCUCCUCAUCAGCAACCAUCUUCACCCACUCCAGACUCCGGUGCAUUCUUCCAACCCCCGCCUAUUCCUGAAAUACCAGAAUCCUUACGGAAACAAGGUUACUACCGCAAUGUUACCGGCGACGAUCACCUUGGAUUCUCACCUAGUCCUGACCGUUCGAAAGUUAAGCCUAUCUUUCCAUGGGAGGGGCUGCCGCGUCAUAUGCCUGGACGUGUGUUUCCUACUUCAGACGCACCCUCCCCAUCCCAGUUCUUGAGUCCGGCAGAGGAGCAACCCUUUCCUCUUGCAGAGCCAUUUUCUCCUCCCUUUCCGUCUCGGUCGCAGACACUUUCUCCUCUACAAGGCUUACCUGUCUCGCUGACAUAUGCCAACGCAUGGGACACUGUACCCAGCAUACAAAAAUAUGCAUCAAGAUUAGUACGACCAUCUGUGUUGCCUUUAGCACCUGCCUUUGAAAGUGACGACUGGCGUCGACACGGAGGGCGCAGUUGGGAUGAUCGUACUGAGGCUAGCAGCCGCGAUGGAGAUGACGAGGAUAACGCCGACGAGGAUGACGAAGCACAAACUCAAGGUCUUUGGGUGGAAGACAGCGACAACGAAACCUUUACUUCCAAAGCUCGAUCGCGGGGAUCUUCUAUUGCUUCAAGCUACGUCAGUAAAGCCAAAAAGAAAGAAUACCGAGUACGUGGCGUUCAGACAAUAUCUCCUGAAAUGCGAAGUCAAGGUGUUCAAGUUGAUACAAUUUCGCAGUCUUCCCCCCAUUCAACUGAUAAACGCUACAGCGGUAGCACCCGAAAACAGUGGGCACCGCUGAGUGUAGCUACUCCGUCAGCACCAGUUGUCGUUAGCCAGGUCAGCGGGGGCCCAGAACUGUCGAUGACGACAACGUUUCCCUCUCCAGUUGGAGACAUGCGCUCUUCACGAGAGUAUGUGUUUCCUGAUACACCAGGCACUGCACGUGCGACCAGGGUGACUUCUGCUGUCUCUCCUCCACCUCUGAGGCAGACUGAAGCAGGAAGCCCCAGCAUCGCACGCCAAUCCUCGAACGAUGGGUCUUCUCUAGCAUCCCCGCCAUCUUCGGUGGGUCCUAUAUCCCCUCCGGACAGUCAGCCCUUUUCUGUUACCUCUGCCCGAAAACCGGGCCGUGUGUUCGAUCCAGCUCGCGGUGUAGAGCUGUUCAAGCGUGGUUCUGAAGAAGUAUUGGCGCGGUUCCUAAAGAUGAGCUCCUGGGAGGAUUAG